Messenger RNA from Centruroides sculpturatus (bark scorpion), 1128 nucleotides. RefSeq names its product multidrug resistance-associated protein 4-like. The record is from RefSeq and is a predicted model, not a curated record. Bases 1 to 1128 code for a protein of 375 amino acids. The transcript is spliced from 8 exons. Gene Ontology annotation, molecular function: ATP binding; ABC-type transporter activity. Gene Ontology annotation, cellular component: membrane. Lineage: Eukaryota; Metazoa; Arthropoda; Arachnida; Scorpiones; Buthidae. Gene Ontology annotation, biological process: transmembrane transport.
AUGUUUUGGCUCUAUAGAAGACUUAUUCGGCGCAGCAGGAAAAGUUGUAGUAGUAAUAAAAAUAAGUGUGAACCGAGGGGGGUUAAAGCGGUUAGCUUCUCCCCAAUUAUCGGCUUCGUUGUCAGAGAUGGUGUUGGAGAAUGGAACCGGGAAUUGCAGAAGAAGAAUUCGAGCAUACUGAAAGCUUUAUUACGUUUUGUUGGUUGGAAAUACUUAAUAAUUAUUCUACUUGUACUCAUUCAGAUGACAGCGUUAGUUGCAGGCCAAGCGUACUUCGUAGGAUUAAUAAUAAAUUAUUUUGAAAACAGAGAAGAACGGAAUCAAUACAACGUCUAUGCUACACUUGCGGGAUUUUUUAUUCUACUUGUGAUAUAUUUCUGUAUAUAUAAUAUUAGUUCGUUCAUAAACGAAUUAUAUGGAAUGAAGUUAAAGAUAGCAUUCUGCACUCUUAUAUAUAGAAAGGCAAUUAGGUUAAGUUCUUCGUCUCUGGAAAGAUCGAACGUGGGGCAAAUGGUAAAUCUUUUAGCAAACGACGUCGGCAAAUUCCAAAAUAAAGUUAUCAGCCUUCCAGUUUUAUUUACAUCGCCUUUCUUCAUCAUUACUUCGAUAGCCAUGUUGUGGAAGUAUUAUGGAUGGACUAUUCUAAUUGGAUUCUUGGUCAUAUUUCUCUAUUUUCCUAUACAAGUUGCUUUGAGUAAACUAUAUUCAAAAUUGAGAUUACAAGCAGCUGUAUUGGGAGACAAAAGAUUGAAUCUGUUGAACGAGAUGAUUGCUGAUAUGAUGUUAAUCAAGAUGUACACCUGGGAAUUGCCAUACGCCGCACUAAUAGAAAAAAUCAGAGUGAAAGAAAUGAAAAAAAUUCGAAAGUUUUUAUAUGCAAGCGGAAUAUCGUGCAUAUUGUCAUAUCCUAUGUCAAAAUUAUUCAUUCUUCUUGCAUAUCUCGCAUUCUUUUUAAAUGGAGGACAACUAAAUGCCGAAAUUAUAUUCGUUACAAUGACUUUUUCAAUGUAUAUCGCCUGUCAGAUUGUUGUUUUUUUUUUCUCAAGCAGUGAGUUUUGUUGCAGAAGUUUUGGUUUCGUUAAAAAGGAUACAGCAACUUUCGAAGAAAGAUUUCGAAUUUGUUGUUAA